CAACAAAAAGCUCCGAAAGCUGCUUCGAUCUAACCUCACAUGACGUGCGGACUUUGCUGACGACUUCGAGUGCGGACAAUUUUCAUACAGUAAACAUGAAGGGAAAUUCGGGAUCUUUUGAUGUUGCGGGAUACUUUGUGCAGGAGAUGGAGAAAGACAAGAAUCUGUCAGCUGGAAUAGCGGCUAUCAAAACUUUGCUGAUGGUCCUGGAGAAGACACCAUUUGAUACUGUCCAGGAGCUUCACACCACCAUAAAGACUGCCAUAGAGACCAUGCGACAGACAGAGCAACCGCUCACGGCAGUCAUUUCCGGAUGCGAGCUUUUCUCGCGUUUCAUCACACUGGCUAAGAUUGACGACAUCACCAUGGAGGAGUGCAAGACCAUCAUGCUGCACCGAGGCAAUAUGUUCCUGCAGAAGCUCCUGGAAGCCCGACAAAUAAUCGCAAAGCAGGCUUCACUCUUCCUCCAGGACGGAUGCCGAGUGCUGACGCACUCCCGAUCGCGGGUUGUUCUGGAAGCAAUCACCGUGGCGGCGCAGUCCAACAAGCGCUUCCACGUCUUCAUCACCAAGAGCUCCACCGACAAUGCUGGCGAGCGCAUGAAGGCGGAUCUGGAGAAAUCUGGCAUUGAGUGCACCCUCAUCCUCGACUCAGCCAUCGGAUAUGUGAUGGAGAAUGUGGACAUGGUGCUGGUGGGCGCUGAGGGAGUGGUGGAAAGUGGGGGGAUUAUCAACAGGAUAGGCACGCUGACUAUGGCUCUGUGUGCCAAGGAAAUGAAGAAGCCAUUCUACGUUCUCGCCGAGAGCUUCAAAUUCUCCCGCUUGUAUCCGCUGAACCAGCGGGAUUUGCCCAACGAAUACAAAUAUCCGCGGAAAUCUCUUGGCGGUGACCUGGCUAAAACCCAUCCUCAGGUCGACUACACGCCACCGGCCUACAUAACUCUUCUCUUCACGGAUCUGGGUGUUCUCACGCCUUCUGCCGUCAGCGAUGAGCUCAUCAAAUUGUAUCUGUGAAUUUGUACAUGAUGAAAUACACAAGACGAGUUACAAUUUUCUGGUA
Molecule: messenger RNA, 1059 nt
Organism: Phlebotomus argentipes
Lineage: Eukaryota; Metazoa; Arthropoda; Insecta; Diptera; Psychodidae
Gene: eIF2Balpha
Product: translation initiation factor eIF-2B subunit alpha
Exons: 3
Coding region: 96-1013 (305 amino acids)
Biological process (GO): translational initiation
Cellular component (GO): eukaryotic translation initiation factor 2B complex
Molecular function (GO): guanyl-nucleotide exchange factor activity; translation initiation factor activity
Source: RefSeq, a predicted model, not a curated record